GCUGCACUUCGUCUCAACCCUGCCACAUGUUCGAAGCGGGCGAAAAGCAGAAGCAUCGCAAUGGCAUGUGCUCUCCGGGAUGCGUUCUCCGUUCGCCGUUCGAAGCAGCAGCAGCAGCAGGUGCGUCGGCGCCGGUGAAUACCCGAAACGAGGAUCGCGUCUCGCGACUCGACAAAAGGGGAGGCAGCGAUGCGUAACGCGCUCAGUUCGAGCUUCUAGCGUCUUCUAGGGUCACGUAUUGUCUCGUUUCGUACGUUUCGCGAUACCGCGCGGGGUCGCUACCGGGCGUCUCUCACUCCGCCUCCUUACUGUAUCGGUUCCUUAUCGCACUCCUUUCGGUUCUUCCCUUGCCUAACCGCGUUUUCGCGUAUUUUGCUGUUUCCGCGGUAGAUGUAUAGAGUGUUUUGCUUUUCUUUCUGCAGGCUCGCCGCUACUUAACAUCGUGCUGCUUAUCCGGCUCAUCCUCAUUUCACCUGUUAUUCGAACUCGUUUCCUCCUUGCCUUAUCGCUUAAUACUGCUCUGCGCACUCACUGCCUACUGUAGCGAUACUUAUGGUCGCAAUUCGUCUGUGCCAACCUCCUUGGUCUGUGCUCUGUAGCCAGUCCGUCUUGUAUAGUAUCGCGCAAUCGCCACUGCGAGGCUUCUGUCACUCAUUUUUUUCUCUCUGUCGGUUUCUUAUCGCAAUCAUCUUCCUCUGCUUCAUCAUCAUAUCAUAUCACUGCCACGUGCGUUUCCUUUUGUAAAAUACCCUGCCUCCGUCUCCUGGCGUCGCGACAGUAACAUUUUUGUUUUAAUCUUCCGUUUCUGUCUCUGUAACUCUCUCGGCCUUAUCACACGUAUUCAGAUUUCGGACAGCAGGCGACGAUAACGGUGAUGGGAUUUUUCUGCUUCGAGUGCUGAUAGAGUGGGGCCGGUAGAAGCGGUGUGUUGUACGCGCUCUUUCGGCUCAACCUUUUUUAUCUUGUCUUUCUGUUCUUUCUGGCGUCGCUUUUAUCUGCGCGUUCCUUCCAGACUCGAGCGGUGUAUACCCGGGGGCCUGCGUUAAUCAGCAGUGGUGUCGUUUCAGCUCUCGCACGGCGAUAACGACAGGUCGACGAAGUAUUUAGCCCGGUCUUCAUACAGCAGGCGAACAUUUUUUUGACGCCGCCGUGACGUACUCGGGAACUCCGUCGGAGCUCACGAAGCGCUCCUCGCGUUGAGGGCCUUGCAGUGGCGAACGAGACUUAGUUUGACGCCGGUUGUCGAGACGUGUUAGGGACGUUUGCGAACGACUUGCGUUUGGCGUCUCCGAAUUGACGUGUCGGAACGUUUAAGCGACGUUUCGUGAUAUUGAACCUUGGAUGUUUGUUGGUGGGCAGCGCUUCUGGCGAGAACGCCGCGUUGCAUUUUCUUGCCGGCGUUGUGUACACACCUGCAGUGCGUGUCAGAUGAGUGUGGACUCGUGCGUGUCCAGUGCAUCGUUUUGUUCAGUGUCGCGUUUCUUGUGAGAAAGCGUUAUAGAGGUGAUGGAGACUGUUGCUGUCUGACGGUGAGGAAAAAAAAUACGUCGCCGGAGAAAAUAGCCUGGUUGUCGCAGAGUGGUGUUGAAGACCUCCACCGGUUCCUCCCGUAAAAACUGGGCAACGAUGUCACUCAUGCAUCAGUUCGACGUUCACGAAGAGUGCGACCGGGUGCACCACCUGAACGCGAGCCUGCAGUGCGACUUCGUGUCCAGCAACGAGGAGUGUCACUCGGACGAGCAGUACCUGGCCUACACCACGUUCGUCUACUGCGCCUUCGGGUCGGGCCAGACCGUGCCGGGGCUCGUCGUACUCUCACUGGGCCUCCUCAUCAUGUUCGUGGGCCUGGGAAUCACUGCUGACGACUUCUUGACGCCGUCGCUCAUCGUCAUAUCGGACUCGUUGCACCUGUCUCAGAAUAUUGCUGGCGUCACCUUCUUGGCGUUCGGCAAUGGGGCACCGGACAUCCUGUCAUCGCUGGCGGGCAUCCAGCAGGCAAGGCCCGAGCUCGUCAUCGGGGAGCUGUUCGGCGCGGGCAUCUUCGUGACGUGCGUGGUGGCCGGCUCGGUGUACCUGACGCAGGACUUCAACGUCAUGGAGAGGCCGUUCCUCCGCGACGUCAUCUUCUACAUCAGCGCCACCUUCUGGGCGUUCUACCUGUUCUACACGCAGCGAAUCACCAUCGCCCACUCCAUCGGCUUCAUCAUGCUGUACAUCCUGUUCAUCCUGGUCGUGGUGUUCGGUCGGCUGGUCUACCAGCGCAUGUCCAAGGCCGACCAGGCCGUCCAGGAGAAGACCCCGGUGGCCAAGGCCGGAGCGGUCGCGGAGACACCCAAGGGACUGCUCCAGAAGCUCAGGGAGGGACUGUUCCCCGCUCGCGAAGUCACCGGAAACGUCUCCGGUGACCAGCAGAAGAAGUGCGCCAUGUUCGACAAGUGCGCGCCGGAAGAGUACGACGGCGUCAUCCUGCGACGUUUCAGCUUCCGCGAGAGCACCUCGCACCGCCCCCGGCGACGCACCAUGUCGGGCGUCAACCUGCACCACCACCGGCGCAACUCCAUCUACAUCAUCACCGCGGGCGAAGGAGAGCGCGAGGCACGGGUGCGCUCGCGCUCGCGCACCGGCAGUACCGGAGGCGGAAGGCGCAGCCGCGCCUCCAGCGUCGCCUCCACCGAGCGAGGCCGAGGACGGCGGCCGGCCAAGAGCGAGAGCUUCCGCGUCGAGAACGGCGAGCUUGCUCCACCGCUGCCGCUACCGUCACCGCCCCCGUUUCUCGGGCUGGACCCUUUGUCGCACGGCACCAUGACGCCCAUCCCGGUUCCGGCUGGCCCGGAGAGCGUGGCCGAGCUGACCGUUCCCACGCCCAAGCCCCAGUCGCAGCCACCGCCAGAGCCACAGCCAGAGUCGCAGACGCAGCUCUCACCCCUUCGCGAGUUCUGGCUGCACAUACGUCCCAUCGACAUGGAAGAGUGGCCCAGCAAGCCCUGGCUCGCCAGGAUCAUCGAAAUCAUCAAGGCGCCGAUCUACUUCAUCCUGACGGUGACGACCCCCGUGGUGGACUACGAGAACGACAAGCACAACUGGUGCCGCCUUCUCAACAGCCUGCACUGCGUGCUCAGCCCGCUUUUCAUUACACUCGUCGCCACCGGCGGCGACGACAUGGUGGGCGGCGUGCCGGUCAUCGUGAUCGUGGCCCUGGCGUUCGCGUGCGUGGCCGGCACGGUCUUCGCCACGUCGACGUACGAGGAUCCCCCCGGCUACCACUGGGUCUUCGGCUACGUCGGCUUCCUGGUGGCCGUCGCGUGGAUCUACCUGCUCGCCAACGAGGUGCUCUCGCUGCUCAAGACGUUCGGCAUCGUUAUUGGGCUGAGUGACGCCUUCCUGGGAAUGACAGUCCUGGCCUGGGGUAACAGCAUAGGCGAUUACAUAUCGAACCUGUCGGUGGCCAGGCAAGGAUAUCCUCGUAUGGCGAUAUCGGCUUGCUACGGUGGCCCCCUGCUGAAUCUGCUGCUCGGCUUCGGAAUUCCCUAUACACUAAAGCUCGCCCAGAGCGGGGGAGUCAUGAGCCUGAAAUGGACGACCAUGAUCGGCAUCCUGUACGGAACCAUCACCACCACGCUGGUGUCCACCCUCGUCGCGAUGAUCGUGAUGCGGUUCCACGUCAAGCGAGCCUUCGGCGCCCUGCUCGUGCUGCUAUACGUGAUCUUCACCGUUGUCGCCAUACUCAUCGAAGCCAAGGUGAUCUAAGCGCUUCGCCGGAAACGUUGGGCUCAAGACGACGAUGCCGCCAUGGCGACCCCUUUGGCGAGUCUGGCCGGACUCGGGCUCGUUCCCGGCAGGCAGAAAACACCGUGUGCGCAGAUCGCCGCAGCCUUCCUUGCGCGAGAAGAGGUUACGGGCAGCGAGCUUCGUAAGAUACAGCGAGGCGUUUCACUCGGUUCCCAGUCAGCUGUCAGCAACGGCUUCGGGUGAACGAGCCGGAUGAUGCCCGGAGAAGCGGACCUUGCUGCUUUUUUUUGCCACCGCCCUACCCAACCGCGCCACGCCUGCAUGGUUCGAAAGAGGACGCACAGCGGCGCCGGUAGGUUGCGGAGGCAAACUUAAAUCCCACUUCCGGGAGCGUUGCGUCAUCUUGCCGCGUCAUCGAACUGCAUCGCGAGUGCGCGCGACGUAUCGCCACGAACACUGUUCCUUCUCUCGACUGUGCCUCGAUUUUGGGAGGGGGGGGGGAGGCAGGAGACAAUCGUCGUGUGCCGUGACGCAGUCGUGUUGUUGUACGACGUCGAAAGUGCCUCGGCGCCGACAUCCAAGCCAAGCGUCUGUGCAACAAUUGUCCCUGUGGGGCGUUACUUUAAGGACACGGCGCAUCAGAAACCUCUCCUGUGUGGGCGUCCCUCGAGUGAGUUUAUGAGUGAUCGCCGUUCUUGGCUUAGUCAUCUUGCUCAGUGUGGAGACCUAGUCAGAUGGACACAGUGGUGCCCCCUGCAAAAAGGACUGUCGAGGACCUUUAGGUGGCGUAAGUACGAAUAAAAAAGCCUAAAUCUGCAGCGGUAGCUUCAGCCAACGGAAGCUCUCUACGUCCAAAAGAAAACUGCGGUAAACUGCACUGGCACUGCUUCAGUGUCGGGCAAGAGAUUCUGUGCCGGUAACAUCACGUGACGAACGGCUUGCCACCGCGAUGUCGUAUACUUACCAAUGAUUGCGUGUUGUGUCUACGCACGCACAAAAAAGAAAGAACUCAGUACAAAAUGUACGCUUUGCUAGUUAUACGUGUUACAACAGUAAAGGAGAGCUUGAGUCUGUGAUCUGAACGUUGGGCAGUCAUUCGUUUAUUUAUUGCACUUAGGCGUGGAAUUUCGAGAAAUCGCGAAUAGACCUGAACGUAACGUGUGGUAGCAGCUCCAUGUGUACAGUGCCUCAUCACAGUGAUACGGUAGCUUUGCUGUGUUAUUAAACGGUUUUAGAUGUGACUUGAUGUUGAAAUGCACUCAGCAAUUGACAGACGUGUAGUUCAUGUCCGCGAUACAGUUAGUCAUUUUGCGAUGUCGUUGCAUCAGAACACCUGCGUGUGAGCAUUAUUUUUAGUUCUGUCUUCUCUUUAUCAAUGUCAAAUUUUUGUGAAAUUGUCAGUGUACGUAAUAAAAAAAGAAGAAAAGAAACAUCGUUCAAGCACCAGUGACUCAUGAACAAGGCAAUCUACAAAGGAAGCAAGUUCAAUCCCUUUGAUGCCUCCUUCUCGUAUCGAAUAAAACAUGUUACACGUGUGAACCCUGACAAGGCGAACAUGGGUGAAAUAAGAAUACUAGGAGGGAACGUCACGUGACAUCUCUGAAGCUUAGUUACAAAUUCAGCGGACUCAACUCCAGCUGACAUCUACGUAACGUGCAGCAAGCUUGGUUUUCCAUCGAAUGGUUCUUUGCGCGGCUGCUGCACAAGUGUUAGGGCGCCAAGUAGUCCGCCAGCGUUUGACAGUGCUUUUG
Molecule: messenger RNA, 5480 nt
Organism: Dermacentor albipictus
Lineage: Eukaryota; Metazoa; Arthropoda; Arachnida; Ixodida; Ixodidae
Product: mitochondrial sodium/calcium exchanger protein-like
Biological process (GO): intracellular calcium ion homeostasis; monoatomic cation transport; transmembrane transport
Cellular component (GO): membrane
Molecular function (GO): calcium:sodium antiporter activity
Source: RefSeq, a predicted model, not a curated record